This is a messenger RNA of Oreochromis niloticus (Nile tilapia), 7483 nucleotides long. It is a transcript of the gene mcm3ap, whose product is annotated as minichromosome maintenance complex component 3 associated protein. NCBI's taxonomy places the organism in Eukaryota, Metazoa, Chordata, Actinopteri, Cichliformes, Cichlidae. Gene Ontology annotation, biological process: mRNA export from nucleus. Gene Ontology annotation, cellular component: nucleus; transcription export complex 2; cytoplasm. Gene Ontology annotation, molecular function: nucleic acid binding. The record is from RefSeq and is a predicted model, not a curated record. The transcript is spliced from 28 exons. The coding region runs from base 327 to 7154 and encodes 2275 amino acids.
GGAACCGGAUUUAGGAAAAUGUGAGCCAAAAAAGCAACACAAAACAGUAAAAGGUGGGAUCUUUUUUGACGCACUUCUUCGGGUAUUCCUAUAAUUCUGUUAACUGAGGAACUUUAUGAGCAGCCAAACAAACUUUACUAAGUAAUACUUUCAUGGUGUUAGCCUGUGCUAGCAGUGGAGCUAUGAGUCUGUUUUCGUCUCUCUCUUCUUUUUUUUUUAGCAGCUUUUAACCUUAAAUUCUCCUCAGGCCGGAACUGCCUUACUGCUUUUUGCUCUUUGAAUGCUUAAAAACGUUUUCCUCGUUAACAUAAAUCGUUUUUUGAGCCAUGAAUCCACCCAAUCCGUUCGGUAGUGUCCAAGUAGGAGCUUUCCAAACCUCGAGUAGCAGCGUGAAGCCCAGCCAGUUAUCAUCAUUUGGGCAGCAGAGCUCCAGCACACAGGCCCCGCAGAGUGUGGGAUUUUUCGGGCAGCCGCCCCCUCACGGAAGCAACAUCUUUGGACAAUCCCCGGCCUUUGGACAGCCAUCUGCGCAGGCUUCAGCGUUUGGACAGCCAUCAGCCCAGGCUUCAGCGUUUGGACAGCCAUCAGCCCAGGCUUCAGCGUUUGGACAGCCAUCUACCCAGGCUUCGGCGUUUGGACAGCCAUCUGCCCAGGCUUCGGCGUUUGGACAGCCAUCUGCCCAGGCUUCGGCGUUUGGACAGCCACCUGCCCAGGCUUCCUCGUUUGGACAGCCACCUGCCCAGGUUUCGGCGUUUGGACAGCCACCUGCCCAGGUUUCGGCGUUUGGACAGCCAUCAGCCCAGGCUUCCUCGUUUGGACAGCCAUCAGCCCAGGCUUCAGCGUUUGGACAGCCAUCAGCCCAGGCUUCAGCGUUUGGACAGCCAUCAGCCCAGGCUUCAGCGUUUGGACAGCCAUCAGCCCAGGCUUCAGCGUUUGGACAGCCAUCUGCCCAGGCUUCAGCGUUUGGACAGCCAUCUUCCCAGGCUUCAGCGUUUGGACAGCCAUCUUCCCAGGCUUCAGCGUUUGGACAGCCAUCUGCCCAGGCUUCAGCGUUUGGACAGCCAUCUGCCCAGGCUUCAGCGUUUGGACAGCCAUCUGCCCAGGCUUCAGCGUUUGGACAGCCAUCUGCCCAGGCUUCAGCGUUUGGACAGCCAUCUGCCCAGGCUUCAGCGUUUGGACAGCCAUCUGCCCAGGCUUCAGCGUUUGGACAGCCAUCUGCCCAGGCUUCCUUGUUUGGGAAGCCGCCAUCAGGAGUGAGCAGCACGGGUUUUGGGGGUGGCACAACACCGGCUUUUGGACAGACUGGAGGUCCCGGUCAGAGUUCAAUGUUUGGGCAAACACCUGCUUUUGGGCAGGCUUCGGGAUUUGGCAAACAGCCACCAGCAAUCGGCCAGCAGCCCUCUGGGUUUGGGAGCCCACUGAGACCCGCAGUGAGUCAGCCUCAGCCUCUCGGGUUUGGACAGCCAUCAUCGUCAUCCACCAGUGCCACCACCAACACCAGUCUGCGUGGGCCAGGUCAGAACAGGAGCUUCGCACCAUCUGAAUUUAGUUUCAGGCCAGCCAAUGAGGCACUUUUCAAACCCAUCUUUAGUGCCAGUCCUGAGCCCACCAACCCCACAACCACUUCACUGUCCAACUCAGCUUUUGGUGGGUCCCAGACAACCUCCAGCACCACCACCACAUCUGAUUUUCCUCUGUUGCCUAAGUCUGAGUCUUUAGACUUCAGCUUCUCUGAACCAGCCUCAGCCCCCUCUAUCUCCUCUCAAAGUAACCCACUAUCAACUGACAGCAGUAGUGGUCCAGCUACCACUCUUCAGUUCACCUUCUCUCAACCAGCCACACUCACCAGCUCCAGCACUAAGGCUGCCACCACAGAGCCCACCACCCCGUCGUCUUUCAGCUUUACACCCAAAACCCUCCAGCCUCAGGCAGCACAGCUUUUUGCAGGAACAACUUUUGGUCAAUCCUCAGCUUUUAGUGAAACCAAAACCAAAGAAGAGGCCAGUACAGAUGUCAAAGUCCAUACGAGCCAAGGGGACAUCAGCAUAUUUGCACGGCUUGGCAAAGGCACCAAGCGGAAAGACGAUCCAUCAAUCUCUAGCACCGGCCUUGAGAAAUCAGCUGUCCCUGAGGAGGAUGUUCCACCUGAAGCAGAUUCACUGAGACAUCCCCCGAAGAGGCCGCUGAUGAGGUCGCGUGGCCCGCCAAGAGGAUUAUUCAGCCGAGCAUUGAGCAGUCUUCGUAAGGAUGGUGCUAAACCAGUGAGGCGGGAGGCUGCAAACAAACAGGAGAGGGAGGAGGUCCAAACUCAGAGUGGUGACUUCUUUGUAACGCCACCUGCUGCCCAGACACUGACCAUAGAUGUGCAGGAUAAAGCUGAAGAACCAGAUUCAGCAAAACCUUCAGAAUCAAAGGUUGCAACCACGACCCCAAAUAGACGUGGCUCACGCACUGAGAGCAUGGACAGCCUGAGCGGCAUGUCUCCCACCGACUGCACCUCACUCAUGUGCAAGAACGUCCCUUCAGCACUCAACAGAAGAGACACGAUCGAGAAGCACUUUGCUCGGUUUGGGAAAGUUCACAAGAUUAUCUGCCGGCCCGCCAAGAACCUCACCAUAGUGUACUUCAAUGACCAUGUAUCAGCGGCAAAGGCAAAGAAAAAAGGCAAAAUCCUGCAAGGAAAAGAGCUUCUCCUCCUGUGGCAGAGAAAGAAGCAGAGUCCAGUGGAGAAAGCGGGUAGACCUGGAACUGGAAAGGAGACGUCAGAAGGAGAAGGCCAGGAGGACAUGGAGUCAAAAGCAGGUUCUUCUUCACCACUCCGGAGACCCACCCUCAGACCUCCCACACUCAGCAGCACGGUGACCUUCAGCCGCAGCUCCCCGGUGAAGAAGCCUUCCCCCGUAAAGGCUCUGCAGUUUGACACUGAACCUCAGAAAGAGAGCAGCACCAGCCAGAGCCAGAGCUCCGAGCGCCCGGUCCCAUCCUCUCUCCUCCCCCUCAUCGGGCAGGUGGCUGAGACCGCAGAGGACAAAUACCGCCUCCUCGAGCAGAGAGACAAGAUCCUGCGUCAAGGCCGGCCAAAGCGGACAGACCUCCACCUUUCCAAGGUAUUUGUGGGGACGUGUCCUGACAUGUGUCCUGAGAAGGAGAGGUACAUGAGAGAAACUCGGAACCAGCUCAGCGCAUUCGAAGUCAUUCCAAGCACGGAGACGGUGGAUCACAAAGCCGCCAUCAAGGAGUACAGCCGCUCAUCAGCCGACCAGGAGGAGCCCCUGCCCCAUGAGUUGCGUCCUUUGCCUGUACUCAGCAUGACUAUGGACUAUCUGGUGACGCAGAUCAUGGAUCUGGGCCACGACAACUACCGGGACUGGUACGACUUUGUCUGGAACAGAACCCGCGGCAUCCGCAAGGACAUCAUCCAGCAGCACCUCUGCUGCCCACAAACGGUGUCUCUGAUUGAAAAGUGCACCCGCUUCCACGUGCACUGUGCCCACCACCUCUGCGAGGAGCACAUGUCAACGUUCGACCCCAAGAUAAACAACGAGAACAUGACCAAGUGCCUGCAGAGCCUGAAAGAAAUGUACCAGGACCUGGCUACGCGUCACAUCUUCUGCCCCCGUGAGCCGGAGUUCCGUCAGUACAGCGUUCUGCUGAAGCUCAACGAUGGGGACAUCCUGCGUGAGGUGCAGCAGUUUCGUGAUGAGGUGCGAAACUCCGCCGAGGUGAAGUUUGCGGUGCAGGCAUUUGCUGCCGUCAACAGCAACAACUUUGUUCGCUUCUUCAAGCUGGUGAAAGGAGCCUCGUACCUCGCCAGCUGCCUCCUGCACAGAUACUUCAACCAGGUCAGAGCUAAGGCGCUGAAGACCCUGAACAUGGCUCACACUGUGGGUCCCCGCUCCACUUUGUUUCCUGUUAACGACGUCGUGCGGAUGCUGAUGUUCCGCACCGCUGCAGAAGCGACUGACUUCAUCCAGCAGUACGGCCUCAACGUCAACGAUGGCAUGGUUGAGCUGAGUCGAAUAGCCUAUCAGGAGCCAGAGCUGCCGCUAUCCCAGAAGAAGUCUGAGGUGAUUCUCGCUAAGAGAACGGUCUUGAUUGGGGAGGUGGUGAACGGAGGGCCCCUCCCGAACCCUCCCCAGCACACCCCCGUCUGCAGCUUUGACUCCCAGAACAAAUACAGAGGAGAAGGAGGCUUGAUCGAGGCCACGCCAUCCCACUUUAAAGUCAUUGGUGACAGAAUGGAGCUGAAGGCGCCACCCAGUGGCGAGCUGCUGUCUCAGGUCGUACCAGUCAAAGCUCCCGAUGUUCCUGCUGCCUUUGGGGCAGCUGCAGCUAUUAUAGAUGAGACGGGAGAGCCCUCGACCCACCCAGCUGAGCCCCAGCAGCUAUUCCAGCCUGUCAGACCCCCAUCACCUCCACCCAAACCUCAGCUGGUGUUCAGUGAUGAGGACAUCAUGGCUGAGCUGGAUGGUGUGGUAGAAGAGGUGGUUGAUGCAGCAGUGAGGGAGAUGGCUGAGGCCGGCGCCAGCUACGCUUCAGCAGCGCUCAAGGAGAGCAGCGUGCAGGUGGAGAUGAUGGUGAGCGAGGUCCUGAGGCAGAUGCUACAGGAGGUGUCUGCUGCCGAGAUCAAGCUGGAGCAUGAGCGCGUCGCUGAAGAAAAACGCAAGCUUGAAGAAGCUAGGAGGCGUCAGGAGCACGAGGCUUUCCUAACUCAGUUUAGCUUCUCUCUCUGCACAGAGGUGAUGCAUGAAGUGCUAGAUGAGACCAUAAAGGAGACCGCUGCCUCUGAGAUCCAGGAGGCAUUGAAUGAGAAGGCAGAGCAGGUAGCUAAAUGCACAGAACAGGUGUGCGUGAGUCUAGUUGAGGAGACUCUGAAUGCAGACAUCGCUGUGUUGGUUGAAAACCUGCUUGAAGCAGAGCUGCAGCGUAUCCACAAGUACAUCAAAAGGUGGCGUGACGUGGUGGCUGUUCGCCGGCAGCUGAAGCGACAGAUGCGAGGCUUUCCUGCAGCCCCUUGCUGCGUUGACCCUCGCUUCAAACUGAAGGCUCUGGCUCCCAGCGCCCCUGCUCAGCCCUCCAUAGCAGAUCUGGCUCGUGGUUUGGUCAACCUGGGAAAUGCUGGCAUGUUGGCACUCUCCAGCACCAGGUUGUACAAUAUGAAACGAGGAGCAAUCCACCAGAUGAGAGUUCACUACUACUUUCAGCAGCUGCUUGACGAGACAGUUUGGGCGCCUCUUGACCUGCCAGCGCUGGUGACGGAAAACAUCCCCAACGCACCCGAGCGAAUCUUCUGGAAGGCCGUCGUUCUUUUACCCAGCAACCAUGAGAGCGUUGCCAGCCUGGCAGACAGGAUCCUCUCUGACUGGCUGGAGGUGAAGCUCGGUGGGCAUAAGGAGUCAGAGGGCAGGGAGGAGCAGCCAGAGGGCACCCUGCAGACACUGACCGUCACCAACACGCUGCAGGAGAGCGGACAGUGCACUCACAAAGUCCACAUUAGCAUCAAGGUGUCUCGAGGUCCGCUAAACGAAGACGGCCUGUCCAAAAUGGAGGAGAGUUGUGAGCUCCAGGGGACGAGCGCCCUCAUCAUGCUGCUGCCCGCCCUGCCCUCCGUGGAGCCUGGGCAGGACGAGCAGGACGUCCCGCUGCUGUCCGCCUUGCUUCAGCUCAAACAGUUACAGCAAGCCAGCGCCUGGCACUGCCCACUGCCGCUCGUCAUCCUGGUACCGGGGCCAGACGGGGGCGCUGCUGAUACACAGAAACUUGUUGAAGCUUUGAAGCUGCACACACUGGUGAAGGAUGGCCUGAUAUCGGAGUAUACGUUCUUCUUCAUACCUGAGACCACUAAUGAUCUGCAGGGAUCCAAACAGAUAAGCCAGGCCAUGCGCUGGCUGGCUGUCCGUGCUCUGCCACCUUUCCCUCUCUCCUGUAAGACCCUGGUAGAGCUCAUUGAGUCCACCUUAAGUCAUGAAUUCAGUCCCAGAGUUUACUCCCACCGGUUGGAGCGAGCUGCCGCACAUCUUCCAUCCCAGGACCCAGCUCCUGUCGUCCAGCUUUACAACGCAGUCCUGACUCACGUCGCUGAUAAAGUGGCAUCUCAGGAGUUCUGCGGGCUCUCGUGGCCUCCGGGCGAAUUCUGUCUGCCUGACAUGAGGGAUUUUGUGCCUCAUCUGGCCUGGAACUCCUCCCAGCACCUGGCCUGGCUGCGGGAAAUCAUCCGCAGCCUGCAGCUGCCAGAGUGGGAGCAGCUGUCCGCAACAGACUCGUGGUCUGAGCUGUGCUCCUCCAUUUUUCGCUACGCCGCUAAGAUCCCGGUCUCAUGUCGCAGUCAACCCCUCCUCAUGUCUCGACUCGAAAACCUUCUGGAAAGAGUCAAGUUAAAGAGUCGGCGCACCCGAACCCCCGGAUACGCUGGAGAAGACGAUGCAUGUGUGGACUUCAGUUUGAUUCCUUGGGAUGACGUGCUGGUGAUCUGCAUUGACCACAAGCUGAAAGACUGGCAGAUACCUAAACCACCUGUCUGCCAAGAUGCUGUGACAGAGGAUGGAGAGAUUCUGGUUUACUUCCCCAAAUACUCACUGAAGGGCUUCCAGCCGCCCAAGGAGUGGACGGCGGCCAUGAGGCAAACUCACAGAGAGAAGCAGCAAGAGAAGGAGGGGGUGAGUGCAGCUGCUUAUGCCACACCCACCACGGCGACCCUCAGGCAGAGGUUGUUCCACAGUCUGGUGGAGCCCAUCGAGGCUCUGUCAGCCCCGCUGGACAUCACCCACACACCUACGCCACCGGAGCUGCUGGCCCACAAAGUCCUGCAGAGCUUAGAGGAGGAGAAGGCUGAAAGCAAGAGGAGCAUGGAGCAGCUUCAGUGCUGGGUGGAUGGCGACCCUUUGGAGCAACUGACCACCCCGCUCUUCCUCCCAUCCUCCACACUUCUGUCCAUGCCCACGACCAUAAGGCACACCCCCACAGCCAGGACUCGAGAGGCAUCUUUCACACAGGAGCCUGAUGAUCCUUCGGAAAAAGUGACCCGGCGUAAUACUGCUCCUGAAUCUUUGACGUGGCGACUGAAGGAGCUUGAACGCCAGAUCUUGGCAAGCCAAGAGGAAGAACUGGCCUGCAGGCUAAAGCUGAGCGGCAUGCUGAGCAUCGUCGAUGACUGACAACACUUGAAGCAAACAGAUCCUAAGUGUUUGCAUCUACAUACCUGUCUGACAUGAUCAUCACCUUUUCAACUCAGUGUGGUCGGGUCCACGGACUAGAAAUAGGAGUGUGUUUUUGUUUUGUUUGUUUUUUUGUUGUUGUUGUUGUUGUUAUUUUAAACAUGAAAAUGUAUAAUUUUGUAGCACUGACUCCGGAUUUAUUGUUGUUUAUUAAGAGUGUCUCUGUGCUACUAGUACAUUAAACGCUGGGGAUUGAACUCCUUUAAUCCCACAUUAUUAUUGAAUAUUACUGAAUUGUUGAAUAAAAGUGGAAUAUUUUUCUUGUAAAA